Drosophila obscura is the source of this 4761-nucleotide messenger RNA. RefSeq names its product WASH complex subunit 4 (gene SWIP). The transcript has 10 exons. Gene Ontology annotation, cellular component: endosome; WASH complex. NCBI's taxonomy places the organism in Eukaryota, Metazoa, Arthropoda, Insecta, Diptera, Drosophilidae. Gene Ontology annotation, biological process: endosomal transport; endosome organization. The record is from RefSeq and is a predicted model, not a curated record. The coding region runs from base 1413 to 4742 and encodes 1109 amino acids.
UUUGCCUUUGACUCUGGAGCACACAUUCAUUUAAUUUCCAAAUUUUGGUGAUAUAACAAGAAAGAUUCGGCUAUGUUACUCUAAACUUUUUUAUAGUGCAGAACUAAAACUUGAGUGAUGUCGAAUGGUUUUUUUAAGCAGUGAAAAAAUUAAAGUGCAAUUUGGCAGCUACAUAAAACAUACAAAUUCUUAUCGUAUCUUAUCUUAUGUGCCAGACUGUCAGAAGAAGCGCGCUCAGCUCGGGCAAGGAUGAGGCAUGCAUCAGAAUGACCGGCAGAGCUACCCGACAGUCAAUGACAUAAGGCGGCCCUCAUCAACGUCAGCGUGCAUAAAGACGAUUCCGCUGUGCUACAUGAGCGCAGGGCGGGUAUCAACAACGUCCUAAAGUUAGCAAGUAAAACACCAAUGAAGACUACCAGUCAGAAAAGUCCAAAAAGAAUCCAAUAAAGCGAUCUUCCGCCAGCCGUAGCAGGCCCCAUGAGCUUUGGAUUUCUGCGAAAACCCGUCCAGUAUCCCCGAGGCAUUUGAGGAAUACCACGGUGAGUCCGAGGACACAAGCUGCUCGGUUGAACAACUAAUUUGAAAGCAAAGCAUAUUAAGAGGUCGUACGUAGCACUAAAAUCUAGACCUAAUUUCCUGCAGGUCGACAUGAACUCCCUGGAAAGCUACAAGUUGCCUCCGAUGACUUCAAGCUCUAGUGAUGCCAGGCACCCUGGCAUUUUAUCCAAAUUGACAUCAACAGUUACUGGACCUGGUUUUCCCAGAGUUCCGUGCUUUAUGCUUCUGCUCCUGGCGGUUGAUAUCUUCCUUGGGUUCUUUGGGGAUGAUGGGACUGGUGGGUUCUUUGGCGGUAUAGUUGCUGAUUCUGUGGACGCUGCUGAUAUCUGUCCUGGGCUCGUGUAGAACAUCCGCAUGGCCUGUGCUGCCGGCGAAAGUGCGCGCCCUGUUGUCGAAAAUAUGCUUUCCGUUGACCGACGGGCAGCUGUUUCUGGUCUUCCUGCUGUGCACCCUCAGUCUUGCCCGAGCGACAUGCGAUACUUCUGACUGACCUCCACAGACCUGGCCAACCUGCCUCUGCAGCAGCAACACAAGCAACUGCUGAUUAGUAAUUAAAUGAAGGCUCGAAGAACAAUAUACGUGCAUUAAGUACCAUCCCAAUGGGCUACGUUUGUGAUUGGCUAACAUUCAGCUAGUGGCCGCAAAAGGAAUCGGAGAAGCACCAAACAUCCACGCCACCAUCAGCCUGCUCAAGGCUUUUGAAAAAUUUGUCGGGUGGAUAGUUCGAUAACUGCGCUGUCGGAAUCACAUCGAAAUGCACCCACUUGAAAUCGUCCAUCCCUAAAUUACUAAUAUAGCAAAAUCAAAACAAAACAAAAACAAAAACAACAUUUACCGGAGCCAGGCCAUCAACCAUGAAAAAUGAGCAAAGUACCAUAUCUUUGUUCGCCGAGGAUAUCCUCAGGGAUUACGGCUCGUUCAUGGAGGAGCACGAUGGCGCAAUGAAAUCAUUAAGGAAUGAUAUGCUUAGCUUAAAUACGGUCGAGUCUGUGGCGGUGGUGGCCAUGACAUCUCCAAUAGAACUCAAUUACGGCAGCGGUGCCAGCGGCACAUACUGUGACACGAAUGUGGAGGAAUCCGAGCUGCUGGCCAAUAAGCCAUUAAAAACCUUGGCAAAUCUGUGCAAUCAAUGUCGGGAUCUGUCCCUAACGGCCAAGCAGUAUCAGUUGGCAUUCCUCUUCAACGACUCUCAACUGGGCGACGGCCGACUGCCAGCCGUAUCCGACACUGCCGGGCUGGAGCGAUGCUUACACCGUAUGAGCAGCGCUAUGAAUUUCUUCUGUCAGGUGUACUUUCUGCUCAAACGGAUUAUUGUGAUGGUACAAACUAUUUGGAAACAGAUCAGUGCAUCGGCGGGCAUGCCACUGGACAUCAGCGAAGUACAUUUAUUUACUGUCUUUGAAGCCAUGACUGAACUGCUGGAAGACGUGGUUGUUUUUAAUGAAAUUGCGGAUCAAUCAAAGAUUGCACCCAAGUGGACUCUGUAUAAAAAGUGGCUAACGACGCUGUCCAACAGCAAAGAGACCACUGAGCAAUGCAGCAGCAUGGAGAUGAAUGGCCUGUUGAGCUCCCUCGGUGAUAUAGAGACAAUGAUUGCGGGCAAUCUAUUUGGUAUACUGCUGAACAGUCUGCUGGAGCUGAAGAAGCAAUUCAGCCUGAAAGACGUCCAUCAUAUUAAUCAACAUACCAAUGCAUAUAUUCGUAAAAUAAUGCUUGAAAUUGAGUCAAACAAUGGCAACGACUAUAAACACUACGAGGAGCCCAAGAAUGUGAUACGUCUCACAGCAUUUGUGGCAGUGCUCCAUGAGCUGGGCAUUCAAAUGGAGGCAAAGUUGAUAAAGAGUGUUUUGGAUGUGGCGAGCAGGCAUAAAAGAUUGCCCCUCAAUCAGAGUGUUUGCUGGUCCCCCUCUGCCUUUUUGGCCAGACAUGCCAAGACGCUGAUAAAGACACCGCCCCAAGGCAGGCCGCAAGAUAACCACAAGUCCCAUCACGCGCUCAUGGAGAAGAUCAAGUUGAGCGACCAGAAAAAGUGCCGCCUUCUGGGUACACAGAUAUCCCUGUGGACGAUCCACAUACAGAGGGUGUUUGCUAGCGGUGUCUUUGGUCAGCUGCAAGUCUUCUCGCAGCUGAUCCUCAGGGGCCAAUCGUAUGCGGAUCAAGUAAAUCUAAUGAUGGACUCAUUAAUUAAUCGCCAUGUGGGCCUAACGACACCACUAUCAAAGUCCGAAUGGUUCACUGUGUGCCGUCUGCUUCAGUAUUUAAGAGUUCUCCAAAAGACCUUCGAGUCGAACCAAAUCAAUGUGAUGCGGUACGUUAAUUCCCUCGUCCAAUGGCAGAAACAGAAGGCCCUGCAUCUCCUGUUGAUCACAAAGAAGAAGAUCGUGGAUUUGAAGCUACUGCAACGAAAAGUGAACAUUCUUUCAACGAUUAAGCUGGCCGAGAGAUCCAUCUUGGGUUUGCCCAGCAAAAAACGCUUGACCUUUGUGAAUCUGGCCUUUAGCGAGUUCCUGGAGAAGGAUCGCCUGCUCCCGGCCGACAUGCAAAAGCAAUUUCAAUCGAUACUGUUGCGCGUCAACAAUCUCAGCGAUUUCCAGCGCAACAUCAGGGGACAGUUUGAUUCGACCAGUCUCAUGUACAAUUACUGGUUUAUAAGCACCUCUCUGCUCAAGGAGUUCACAGAGCAGCAGCGUAAUCCUUACAGUUUACAGAACAUAAUUGCAGUGACAAAUCAGCUGGACAAGACUCUGGGUAUAUUCAGGCGCGAUGGUAGCUCCAAGCAAUCGGCCUGUGACCUGGCCAAUGAGUUUCUCAAGACCCAUCUGGAGUUCUUUUUGCGUGUGGAGGCCUUGUCGCAUCUGUUUUUGAACCAGGAUCAACCGUUUCAGACGCAUCUGCUAGACUACCGCAGCUGUGUAAAUGUUGAAGCUAUGGAAUUCCAAGGGGACUACAGCGUUUUAAGAGAUAAUCUUGAGAACUAUUUCACUGAAACAUUCUACAAUUUAACAACCAUCGCACCGCACGACUGGAAAUCAUACGAGAAGAUGCGCCACCUUGCCGACAAGGUGCUCCAGCUGCGUCCCAUCGAUGAUCAUUUGCCCAACCAAAUCAUCGACCAAGGCAUAGAUGUGCUACAGAUCAUGCGUAAUAUCCAUACAUUCGCCUCCUCGUAUGCCUACAACAUGAAUCUGCAGAUCUUUGUAGAGAUGCAGAGCAGGAGCAAGCAUUUGGAUAUCAUUGGCACCCGCCAUGUGGCCAAUUCGGUGCAAACGCAUGGCACUGGCAUCAUCAAUACUACCGUGAAUUUUAUCUAUCAGUUCCUGCGCCAGAAGUUCUACACAUUCUCCACAUUCCUGCACGACGAACAGAUCAAGUCGCGUCUGUUGAAGGAGCUGCGCUAUCACUCGGAGCACAAGCAUACCAACGAAUCGUAUCCGUAUGAACGGGCAGACAUCCUGCUCAAAAAGAUUAAAAAGCUGGGUCUCUCCGGCAACGGCGAGACGUACAUGGACCUAUUCAGGAAGGUGAUAACACAAGUUGGCAAUUCCGUUGGCUAUGUGCGCCUCCUGCAGGCGGGCAGCAAGAGCGCCAACUAUAAAAGUCGCUCGUACAUGUCCAGAUUUCACAGCAGCCUCGUUUGCGGUGGCACCAAAACUCUGCACGAGACCACAGAGUCGGCCAUCAAGGAGUACGAAAAGAGUGUGGAUCAUAUGAAAAAGUGCUAUUCGGACAGCACCAACUACUUUAAGCUCCUGUUGCAAGGCUUUCAGCCGUUUUUGUGCAAUCCAAACAAUUAUCAUUUGAAGACAUUUUUCCUGAUUGCCCCGGCCCUCAUAAUGAACUACAUUGACUAUCGGGUCAAGGAGAAGCUGAAAAUCCACAAGAAAGAUCUGGCCAAGUUCUCGCUCUUUGAGGAUGGCUUUGCCAUUGGGCUGAUCUACAUACUGACGAUGCUCAACCAGCUGGGAGAGUUCCACGAGUUGGGCUGGAGCCAGACGACCAAACAGCAAAUGGAAUUGGAGCGUUCAAAGGUUCGUGACAUACUCGGGGGCCAACAGUCAACGGAUCCGGUCGAUGAGAAGCUACUCCAGACGGUGGCCAUCACAGAAAGGCAUGUGAAUGCCUACGAGCAUGAGUACAAUUUACUUUAUGCCACAUUGAGCAGUGCCGAAAUAUUCUUUCAAUAAAAAUUGUUACUAUUAAACC